AUGGCAUCUACUAAAAGAUUAUUGCCUCUUGAUGGAAUAAAAGUUAUUGAAAUGGCAGGAUUAGCUCCUGCUCCAUUUGCGGGGAUGGUGUUAGCAGAUUUUGGAGCAAGCGUAAUUCGAAUUGAUAAAUUCACUCUUAAGACUAACAUGGACAUCCUAUCAAGAAAUAAACGAUCAAUUUCCAUUAACUUAAAAUCUCCAAUUGGAACCUCAAUUCUAAAACGAUUAAUCUGUUACGAUACUGACAUAUUAAUUGAACCAUUCCGACCUGGCGUAAUGGAAAAAUUGGGAUUGGGACCUGAUAUAUUGUGUAAUCUUAAUGAAAAAUUAAUUUAUGUUAGAUUAACUGGUUUUGGUCAAGAAGGUAAAUUUUCUAAUAUCGCAGGACAUGAUAUUAACUAUCUAGCAGUUUCUGGUAUAUUGUCGCUUCUUGGAAGAAAGAAUGAAAAUCCCAUGUUUCCAUUAAACAUUCUUGCUGAUUUUGCUGGUGGUGGUUUAAUAAGUGUAUUAGGUAUUUUAUUAGCAUUAAUUGAAAGAUUAAAAUCGGGAAAAGGUCAAGUAAUCGAUGUUGCAAUGGUUGAUGGAGUAAAAUAUUUGUCAACUUACCCUUAUUUAAUGAAAUUGACAAAUCAAAUGUGGACUAAACCAAGAGGAGAAAAUAUUUUAGAUGGAGGAGCACAUUUUUAUGAAGUUUAUAAAACCAAAGAUAAUAAAUUUAUGGCUGUUGGUGCUAUUGAACCCCAAUUUUAUGCGGAACUGUUAAAAAGAUUAAAUUUAGAUGCAAAUUUAUUACCAUUUCAAUUAGAUAGUUCAAAAUGGAAUAAUAUGAAACAAUUAUUUACAAAUAUAUUUAAAACUAAAACACAAGAAGAAUGGACUCAAAUAUUUUAUAAAAGUGAUGCUUGUGUUACUCCUGUAUAUGAAUUAAAUUACAAAAUACCUGAGCCUACUCCUAAAUUACUUAGAACUUCUGGUAAAUUAAUAAAUAACAUAAAGUAUUUUUUAAAACCUGGUGAACAUAGUAGAGAAAUCUUAAAAGAAUAUGGAUAUAGUGAAAAUGAAAUUAAAGAAUUUUCAAUUAAAAAUAUUGUUGAUGGAUUAAAUUAUUCUAAAAGUUUAUUAUAA
This is a messenger RNA of Rhizophagus irregularis DAOM 181602=DAOM 197198, 1125 nucleotides long. The record is from RefSeq and is a predicted model, not a curated record. NCBI's taxonomy places the organism in Eukaryota, Fungi, Glomeromycota, Glomeromycetes, Glomerales, Glomeraceae.